AUGAGCGCCGAGGUUAAAAAGGAGGUAGCACCCGAGAGGGUGAGCCCUCCGGUGGGCCUGUCGGUAUCGCCAGGCAACAUUGGACCUGGUGAUCCAAAUCGCCACUUGCCCCCCUUCAGCAGUUUCUCCGGUGACGUAUCAAUGGACACUGGUACAACAUUGACAACCCUUCACAGCCAAGACGUUGGUCUUGGUUUGACAUCCUCGUGGGAUUACUACGAGGGUCUGACUGGUAGACUCAUAGACUCGAGGGGUGAAGUUGUAUUGGCAAGUCAGUACCGUCCCUGGGAGUCUAAGCAUGGGCUACAUCAGAAUCCCGAUGGUCUGCCGAGUUUUGCCAGUCAAUUUGCACCACCGAGUGAAUCAGAGCCACAGUUGACAGCGCUCACACCUCUGUCACCAGCCUCGGUAUCACAUUCACCACCUGUCACGUCGGCCGUUGGUCUGCCAAGUUUUCACACACUUGGUUCACCACUUCCACCACCGCAUCAUCCACACAGAGCGCCUGUUGGUUAUCCCCUGGUGCCAGCGCCUGUUCAGGCACGCGAAGUACCAGCACUUCAGCAACAAAUACUCGAUGAGAGACACAUUCAACUGCUUGGCUCAAAUCCAGUACAGGCAUUUGCACCACCUGCUGGACAUCAUCACACAGUUCUCACUGUUGUCAAGCAGGAGUAUCCUCAGCUGCAUCACACCAACUUUCAAAAUCCCAUGUCGACGGUUCUCGACUCGUCGCCGUCGGCAAGGAUCGACGGUAGAAAAAAGGAGAGGAGAAAAAAUCGUGGUGACUCCAUGGAGUCAGAGGAUGGCAGUGGCAAUGUUGAGUCAUCUGGACAAGUUGCUGCUGUAUCCUCAACUGGAAAUCGCGGUCCUCACGGACAUCUCGGUGGAGGCGUCGGUGAUGGUGAUGGGGAUGGGGGACUCGGGGAUAAACCCGCCAAAAAGAAGCGCAAAAGAUGCGGCGAGUGCAUCGGCUGCCAGCGAAAGGACAACUGCGGCGAUUGUGCACCGUGCAGAAACGACAAGAGUCAUCAGAUCUGUAAGAUGAGGAGGUGCGAGAAACUCACGGAGAAAAAGCAUUUAUACCACCUCCAAACGGGAGAAGGUGCAUUCCGAGAGCGAGGGAGAGGCCGAGGAAAGGGUACAACAAGGAGUUACCGAAAAAUAGCGAGACAAGUGAGUACUCCAGACAGUGCGCCAACAGGUCUUGGCAGUCCUCAGGCUGGUAUUGGUGGUCUCCAACAGCAUCAGGCACCCCAGCAGCAGCAACAGCAACAGCAGCAGCAAAAUCAGCAGUCAAUUCACACUGAUCCCAUGCAGCAGACCAAGGACAACCUCAAUCCCGCAGCGAAUCAGCAAUCGGGUGUAUUGAGGAACGGAAAUCCACCGCCUCCAGUCGUCUCAAUGUCACCGGGGGUGAUGCCGUUUUAUGGUGACACUGGAGCUGGAUUUAGACCAGCAGCUGGAUUUGGCAAUGCCGUAUGGCACCAAGGAGUUGCCCCAGUGGGUGCUGUCACGGUUGAGGCAACUCCAGCUGCAUGGCCACCUCAGCAAUUUAUCCAGCAAAUUCCACCACCCAAUCAGCUCGACGAGCUGAGAUAUCACACGCAAUACAGUGCUGCAACCCCUUAUCAUCCUCAAGCAGUGACAUACCAGCAGCAGGCGUUCAUCGCAACGGAUCAAUCGGCCUUUCAGCGUGCAGGUAGCACAGGCCAAUACACGAUAACAGGGCAACCAUCGCCCCUAGCCCCAGUGGCACCCCAAACAGGUGCCCCACCCUCCCAAAGACCCCUAAAUGGUCAAUUCAUGGACCCAGCAGCUACCCCCAACCAAUCGGUUGGUUACGAACGCCAGGAGUACGUCAACGGCUACCAGCAACAGGACGUUACAAUGGCACCACCACCCUCAACAACACCAAAUAGCCGGAGUAGUUCAGUUCACAUGGAGCAACAGCAACAGACUAAUCAACAGACACCCCAGACAGGCCAGAGUGAUACGCAAGUCAAGGGAUUUGCUACGAUAGCUACAUCAAAUGUGUCGGGAAACGAGAUGCCUGGGUAUCCACUUCAACAGGGCCCACAGAGUUCACACAGCUCUAACGGAUAUCCAGGCUACAUUGAAAUGGGUCAACAGCCACAGUCACAGCCACAGACACAGCAGCAGCAACAGCAGUCAAAUCAGUGGCAGAAUCAGAAUCAACAGCACGUGCCAAGACAGCCGUCCGUGUCUGAUGCGAGUCAAGGCGCCCUGUGGUCAGACACAAACUCAAGUGCCAAGAUGGGUAACAAUGGUAUGACAUGGUCCGACAACAGAAUGCAGAAAAUUGAGGGGAGUAUGCAGAUGCAGGGACAGCAGGAGGUAUCGAGACCGGGGAGUCAUAUGAGUUGGGAGAAUGGAAAUGUGAAGGAGCCACAGACACCUCAGUCAUGGCAGGAGAGUGGUGAGGGACAGAUGCAGGGAGGACAGGCGAGUUGGCCACAGCAGAGUCCCAAGAUGAGGGAGAGUCAGAAUCCCAGGCUGACACCUUCGUCGCAGUCACAGGGUCAGCAGUCAGGCUGGCCACAGCACUCGCCCAAAUUGCCUGAUCAUCAGAAUCAGCAUCAGAAUCAAUCUCAAAAUUCCAGAAUGACACCAUCGGGUCAGCAUAACUGGCAGCAGAAUAGUCCAGAGAUUCAGGGACAGAAUAGUAAUCAUCAGAAUCAAAGACUGACACCCUCCGGCCAGCAGUGGCAACAGGGCCAGACGAAGAUCGAUCAGAAUCCAAGAUUAACACCAUCGAAUCAGAUGUCAUGGCCGGAUACACCUACUAGUCAACCAAAUUGGUCACCAAAUAGUAUGAAGAGUGAUGGUAGCCAGCAGCCGCAGCAGCAAUGGCCCGACUCACAGCCAAGUCCGAGGAGAACGCCUGGGCAUCAGCCAGCUGCAUGGCAGAGUCAGGAUCAGAAAAUUGAUAAUCAGAUGAACUGGUCGCCAUCGUCCACGGAUAAUCAAUCGUGGGGCCAGCAGAGUAAUAAACAGGAUAUGCAGAAUUCGGGGGAGAGAAUUAUCUGGCAGGGGGCGGAUAACAAAUCCAAUGGCUAUCAAGAGACUGAUGGAAGCAGGCCAUCGUCCAAUCUUCACAGUCGACUGAGAUCCAUGAUUCUGGAUAAACAGCAGGCACAGCAGCAGAUACAGCAGAAUCAUGGUCAUCAUUUGCCACAGGGACAUCAAAAUCCAAACGGUUCUAAUGAUUUUGCAAGUGAUGAUAGAAUACGAGACUCACACGAGGGGAGUGAUAAGGGACAGGAGAAGAGACCAGAUCAGUAUAUUAAUCAGUCGUCGAUGAUGGCUGUUAGUCAGGGAAGUGAAUCCAUGACCGGUAAUUUUUUAUUGCAUAGCCACCACCCUCGUGACGAUAGUUUGCACGAUGGUGGUGGCUUAUGGGAGUGGACAGGAGGUGGUAAUGCUAAUUCGGAUAUUAUACACAAUGCUGAAGGGAUUCAGGGAUUUGGGGAGUAUGGUAGAAAAAGAGAGUGGGGUAGUCAGACUGAGAGUGAUAAGGACAACAAGUCCUUUCAGGAGAGACUUGGUAUUGUACCUGGUGAUGACAAGAUGGACAAUCAGGUUGUAGCAGGAGGUGGUGAUGGUGUUGUGGAGAGAGUGGAGGGACUGGAGAGAGGGGAGAGAGAGGAGAUAGAGAAUCAGGGGGAGAUGGGGGAGAUGGGGGAGAGAAAGGAGAACAAGGAGAUGGAGAGACCAAGUGGAAAUUUAAACGAGGAGAAAAAAUCAAUUAAAGAGGAAGAGCACAGUCAUGAGUACAAUUGUCUAGAGUCUGAGUCUCAGGGAUCGGAGAGUCUUUCAAAGACAAUAAAGAGAGAAUCUGAUCAAGAGGAGAUUGACAGUGACUAUAAAUUCAGGGGUGAUGGUGGUCCUUUGAAAUUGUCGACAGAGACUGGAUCGUGGUGUUGUCGACGUGGUGGCACUGAUCAACCAACACCUGAACACCUGCGAGAAGGGUGCUGUCAGGGCCUACAGACUCAGGAUGAAAUAAUAGCUGAUUCACCGGCUAAAGCCAGUGAUGUUAAGAAUGAACCACCCGCUAGUCCAAAAACACCAACAGCUAAACAUCAGGAGCACCUCGACAAACUCAAGAACAAUGUAAGGACUGAAGUGCCCGACUGCGACUGCUUUCCAGCUGAUAAAUGUCCUCCGGAGCCCGGCUCGUACUACACUCAUCUCGGGGCUGCGGCUAGUCUCCCUGAAUUGAGAAAUGAUCUUGAGAGGAGGACUGGAUUGAAGGGAAGUGCCAUUAGGCUUGAGAAGGUUGUUUAUACGGGCAAGGAGGGCAAGACUACACAGGGAUGUCCCAUGGCUAAAUGGAUACUUCGGCGUUCAGGACUAGAGGAAAAAAUCCUAUCAAUCGUGAAGCAUCGUCAAGGCCACAAAUGUGCAACAGCUUGGAUCGUCGUGGCAAUGGUGGCCUGGGAGGGUGUACCAACUCACGAGGCUGAUCGAAUCUACUCUCUGCUGACUCACAAACUCAAUCGCUUCGGUCUCCCAACAACCAGGAGAUGUGGCACGAACGAGCCACGAACUUGCGCCUGUCAGGGCCUAGACCCGGACAGCUGUGGGGCUAGUUAUUCAUUCGGUUGUUCCUGGUCGAUGUACUACAACGGCUGCAAGUACGCACGGAGUAAGACAGUCAGGAAAUUUCGAUUGUCUGUGAGGACUGAGGAGCAGGAGGUGGAGGAACGAAUGCACGUUCUGGCGACGCUGUUGUCACCUCUGUAUCUCAGUUUGGCACCAGAGGCAUUCAACAAUCAGACGCAAUUUGAACGUGAGGCCAGUGAGUGCAGGUUGGGGUUCAAGCCAGGCAGACCUUUCUCUGGUGUCACAGCUUGCAUGGACUUCUGUGCGCAUUCACAUCGUGAUCUCCAUAAUAUGAACAACGGUUGCACAGUGGUGGUGAGUCUCACGAAACAUCGUUCGCUCUCUCGCCCUGAGGACGAGCAGCUCCAUGUGCUCCCACUAUACAUAAUGGAGGACACUGACGAGUACGGUUCGAAGGAUGGCCAGCAGGAGAAAAUAAAGGCUGGGGCUGUGGAAGUCCUAACGAAGUAUCCAUGUGAGGUGCGAGUGAGAUCAGUGCCCCUGCAGCCAUGCAGACGCCACGGAAAGAAGCGAAAGGAAGACGAGCCAGACACGGGAAUAUCGAAAAAAGAAGUGAAAACUCCAGAAAAAGAUUCACGUGGAGUGCCUGGGAGAGAGCCCCAGCUGUCCCUGGAGAUGGCGUCGAUGUUCGAAGGAAUGGACGCUCAACUCCAGAGCUCUCAGGUAUCCUCAACGGUUCUGGACUCUCCAGUUUCGAUGUAUCAGGGCUGGGGGUAUCAAGGUGACCAACAGUGGAAUCGGAACAACUGGCUGGACCAGAGAAAGAACAACUGGUUAAAUCCCUGGGGGGACUACUCCUUCGGUGGUCUUGACAGAGACAAUAAAGUCGAUCCUGACAGCACGAGCCUCGACGACACGAGGCCAAGGUCAUCCAUGCCCCAAGACCUGGAGCACAGGCCAAGAUCAAGGAAUCUUCCUCACUCGACAGUGGAAUCCCCGCGAGUCAACUACAACCAACCGAGAGGCCACCCGAUAUCUCCAAGAAAUUCUCACCCCUCUCCAGGGGAAGUCUACGCAAUGUCACCGAGACCCCAGGACCCGAGGGCAUCUCCAAGAAGUUCUGGCUAUCCACCAGCCUCCAGUGAUCCAAACUACAGCAUCCAGUCGACUCAAAAUCGAAUCUAUCCACCAGCUUCUCCACGACUCGUUUACAUUAAUUCUCCGCAAAGGGCCCAACACCCAGUGCACCAGGACAUUCGCAAUCAGUCCCCAGGUCUUCAUCACUCUUUACCGUCACCAAAAUCACGUGUCAAUUACGCUCGACCACAGUACCAAGAGCCCCAAUCACGCUCCGACUAUACAAAUAAUUCGAGACACGAUCAGUCAGACUCGUUUAACUCACCAUCAAUUCCACCAUCAAAUACCGAUUUUACAAUGCAAUCACAUCACCAAGAGCAUGGACAAUACAUCGGUGUCAAUGAUGACAAGAAACUGGAUCAUCGUAACACAUAUCACAUGGAUGGAAAACCACCGGUUUACUGUAAUUACUCAGUGCCAUCAGAUCAAACAACUACUAAUUGCCCUGGUAAUUGGAAUGCACUGAAUACCUGGAGUAAUCCAGAAUGCCCAAAGGCAGAUAAUCACACGAGUCAGAUGGAAAAAUCCGGAGUGGAUCAAAAACAACAGUGUUGGGAGCCACCACCAGAUCCCUCACCGUUUCGUGUACCAAAGGGUCGGCCACCGUCCAGAACGCCAAAUCAGAGCCCGUCCGAAAAUUAUCAAAAUCCCACCGCAAAAACAUUCCUAAAACCACAGGAGCCAAAGCACGAUAUUUAUCCGGACACUGGCAGAGUAGUUUAUCCAAAUAAUCAUGAUAAAUUAUCCGAUUAUCACGAGAAUCGUCAGAAUGACAAUAGCCCCGGGUGGAAUGAGAUGAAGCAGGUGCAGGAGUUUCAUCCGAUGUCAGGACUAGGUCAUGCAUUUCCCCAGUACGGUUAUCACCCGAGUUACCCAGUAUUUGAUAAGCCAUACUCGAACUCAUGGGAGGGAUACAAUUAUCAGGGAUAUAACUACCAGAAUCAAGAGUUGUACCAGCAGCCAAAAAGAGAGCACUACCCCGGGCCUCAGUAUCCUUAUCAGGGUGUGCCUUAUCAGGGUCUGGGUUCGGGGUGGCCAAGGUGGGAGACUCCCAGGUGGGAUAUUUAUGGUCACCAUCCACCGUAUUUUCCAGUGCUACCUGAGCCUCCACCCAAGGCUGAGCCCCUCGGGGAAGUCGCUGACUUCUCUGACAACGAGGAGUGCUUCAAGGAUCCUCAGAUGGGAGGCGUUGCCAUUGCCCUCAGUCAUGGCAGUGUUCUCUUCGAGUGCGCUAAACACGAGAUGCACUGCACCACUGCCCUGAAGAAACCCAACCGACUCAGUCCUACGAGAAUAAGUCUCGUGUUCUAUCAGCACCGAAAUCUCAACCGACCUAGACACGGUUGGGACGAGUGGGAGGAGAAGAUGAGACUUCGUAAACUAGGUGUCACUCAGCCCUCGACAACAGCUACCACUACAAUAACAUCAGCACCAACAGCACCAACAGCACCAACAGUGUCCUCUGGAAUUGUUAAGCCUCUUGUAACGAGUGUCCCCAGCUCGCAGUUCAUGAUGAGAUCACCAACGUACACCACUAUGACCUGGACCACACUUUUUCCCAUGCAUCCUUGCAUGAUCACUGGCCCUUAUCAAGAGGGUGGUGCCAUAGGAUGAGCACCUGGGGACUCGUGACAAUCACCUCAGCUCACGUGUCUUCCGGGGCUCAUGUCCUCUAUUCGUUAGGGAUAAUGUCCGUUCAGGGAGAGAAUCCACUCGUUUUUUUGUAAUAAAUUGUUAAUUCAGACAAUUGCACUGCCAUUUUUCUAAUCCACUGGUGAGAGUGGAACAUCAAUGCGUACAUGAUACUUCCCGUUUUUUAUACAGAAGGAAAUAGACAGGUAGUUUAGACGUCAGGGUUUGGGGAUUUUUUGAGAGUACUGGGGAUUUGGUCUGACGGACUUGUUUCUUCGCGCUGUGAGGGUUUAGGGGUGGAUGCCAUGUCUUACUGUGCAAAGACUUUGAUAUGAUUAGGAUUUAUGAUUAAUUUGAGCUGAGAGACUAAGCUGGAAAGUUUUUUUAACUGUAUUUUCACUCGCUGGCUAUCGAUUUUUUGGAUAAUUUUUCAAUUGAAUUGUUUUUUCUUUUUGUUUUUAUUUUUUGGUAUCGGCUAGUCGAGGAACAAUUUGUGGUAAAGGAGGAUAUGUAUCUCACUGUGUUGUGCACCAGAAUGAUCUUCCCAACAUCACAGUUUUUUUUAAUCAUUUUAUUAGUUUCGGUCAGGAAGAGGUAAGAGUAACAAGUUGAAUCGUUCUCUAUUCGCGAUUUUGCGGAAUAUCUCUGAAUCUGAUGGAGACAGCAAUUUUUUUGUUAGUAGCUUUUUUAUGGAGCGGAUCAAGGGCUGCAAUAAAGGUUUAUAUAAAAAUUUAGCCAUCUCUAUUCGGUUGAGAGAUAUUUCCCUGAAAAGUUGGCAAGUGGUUAAAUCGAUUUGUUUCCCUCUACCUCUUGCGUACUGAUUUAUUUGGAUUUCUUGGAAUCUAGAUGAAGAUUAUCUUGUUAAUUAGUUGUACAGCCACCUGCACAAUCGAUGACGCAUCUCUCCUGGAGGCGAAUAUAAAGGAUGAACAAAAAUAAUGAUGAUGGAACCACAAUUAUGAUCUCAAGUUUUAAUUGACUAUUUUAGCGACAUUUUGUAAAUUUGUGCUUCGUUAUAUUUUGUAUUUAUUUUUUAACGCACCGAAUCAUGAUUUUUUAAAAUAACUCUCUCGUUUGCACUAGCCGUCAAACUGAGUUGACAUUUAACAUGUUUAAUCGAUUUACUAACCACUCGCCAGAAAGUGGCGUUUGAGUACAAAGCAUUUUAUUCCUUCUAACAAUCAUUAAGACACGAAGACUUUUAAAGUGAUUUUCAAUUUUUCGUGGGGGGACGAGCAUCACAAGGUAGUCUGUACCUUAUCAAAUUUUCUCAAUGAUACCAGCCCCCUGUAUCUUGUGAAAACUCCUUUCUAUUCUAAAUUAUUACCUACAAACUUCAAAAUCUAUGACACUGAGGAUCAAAAACUUUUUAUUUUAAUUAUUGAGGAUAAACCAUUUAUUUAUAUUACCGAAUUUUGUAAAUACUAGGUGAUUGUUUUUCAUAUAUUUUCACCCUGUCAUUCUUCGAUUAUUUUUUUAUCCAAUUACAAAGAAAAAAAAAUUUGUAAUUUCUCUGUCAUUCAUUUUUAAAACCUAGAUUAUAAAAAAAGGAUCGACGAUGCUCCAGCAAUCGUACAAUUGCAUUAAAAAAAAUCUUAUUUAUUUAUUUGUCGUGACUAUUUUACAAUUCAAUGCGAUAUCGAUCCUCGAGUGAGCAAAUUUAGCAUCAUUUAGACGAUUAUUGAAUCAUUUGUAACAAUUAGCGGUACACCGUCGUUAGUGAUAGUGAUGAGUGGGGAAAAAAAAUUGAGAAAAGAAAAGGGAAAAAAAAAAUGAGAUAAAUACGUGAAAAAUCUGUUGACGCCUCGACGUGCGCGGGAUCGAGGCAGGGAUUAUGAGUGAAUAAAUGAAAUAAGAUAAUUGUGGCUACUCGUCACUCCC
Fopius arisanus is the source of this 9240-nucleotide messenger RNA. RefSeq names its product Ten-Eleven Translocation (TET) family protein (gene Tet). Gene Ontology annotation, biological process: positive regulation of transcription by RNA polymerase II. Lineage: Eukaryota; Metazoa; Arthropoda; Insecta; Hymenoptera; Braconidae. Bases 1 to 7341 code for a protein of 2446 amino acids. Gene Ontology annotation, molecular function: zinc ion binding; DNA 5-methylcytosine dioxygenase activity; DNA binding. Gene Ontology annotation, cellular component: nucleus. The record is from RefSeq and is a predicted model, not a curated record. The transcript has 10 exons.